AUGGCUGAUCGUCCACAACCACACCAAAUACAAGUCCACCCCCAACGUCGCUACGACGACGUCGGUGCCAAGGGACGAGCAGGCCCUUCAGCCUCCACAAUCCUUGCCGUUGUGACCCUCGUCCCUCUUGGUGGCUCACUACUUGGACUCGCGGGUUUGACGCUGGCAGUCACGCUAGUUGGCCUGGCUGUGUUCAUCCCGGUUUUCAUCAUCUUCAGCCCCAUUCUGGUGCCAGCAAUCUUAACCAUUGGUCUGGCUGUCCUCGCCUUCUUGACCUCUGGGGCAUUUGGACUCACGGCUCUCUCUUCACUCACAUGGGCUUUCAACUACAUACGCCGGGCAGCCGGGUUCAUGCCUGAUCAGAUCGACCAAGCAAAGAGACGCAUGCAGGAUAUGGCUGGUUAUGUGGGGCAGAAGACGAAGGACCUAGGGCAGGAGAUUCAAAGCAGGACCCAAGAACAAGGGAGGAAGACGUAAUCUAGACAAGGAAGAUGGCGGAGUUAUGUUUGAGUCCUGUAGCCAAGUCAA
Molecule: messenger RNA, 528 nt
Organism: Cucurbita pepo subsp. pepo (vegetable marrow)
Lineage: Eukaryota; Viridiplantae; Streptophyta; Magnoliopsida; Cucurbitales; Cucurbitaceae
Source: RefSeq, a predicted model, not a curated record